This is a messenger RNA of Alternaria viburni, 1659 nucleotides long. RefSeq lists its product as uncharacterized. The coding region runs from base 1 to 1659 and encodes 552 amino acids. The transcript has a single exon. Lineage: Eukaryota; Fungi; Ascomycota; Dothideomycetes; Pleosporales; Pleosporaceae. The record is from RefSeq and is a predicted model, not a curated record.
AUGACUUCAAGCAUCCGCUUCGCUGCAUCACCAACAGGUAGUUUACGCUGGCAACGACCCCAGGCACCAGCCGUAAACCGAACUUUGCCAAUAGCCGCGGACACCUACGGAUCGCAAUGUCCACAGAUCGGUCAAAGCAAUGGAAUGCCGAGUGCGCCUCCGGACCCAGAUUCACCACCACUCUCAGAAGACUGUCUCUUCCUCAAUGUCCAAAGCCCGGCAAACGCGACGAACCUUCCUGUACUCGUGUGGAUCCACGGUGGUGGCUAUGGCGCUGGUAAUGGGCGACAAGACUUCACCGAUCUCCUCACGACGACCGGGAACAAAUUCGUUGUUGUAUCAAUCCAGUACCGACUGGGGCCCUUUGGAUUCCUCGCCUCGGACGAAGUGUACCGAAAGGGCGUCGUGAAUGCAGGACUGUUGGACCAAUUCUUCGCUCUCCAAUGGGUCCAGACGUAUGUCAGUCAGUUCGGAGGCGACCCAUCAGCUGUCACUAUAUCUGGCGAGAGUGCUGGUGGUGGUUCGGUCAUGCUACACGACAUGGCCUACGGUGGCUCUCUAGGCGACUCGAUGUUCCGCAGUACUAUUGCGGCAUCACCAUACUUGCCCAAGCAGUACGGCUACAAAGACUGGAUUCCGACACAGAACUACUAUGCGUUCGCCGACCGCGCCGGCUGCAUGAUCAACGCAUAUGGUAAUGCGACUUCCACCAUCUUCGAUUGUUUGCUAUCGCAAGACACGGAGACGUUGCAGAACGCUUCCCGCGAAGUGGAAAGCACUGCAACAUUCGGCACCUGGGCUUUCCUGCCGGUUACAGACGGAGUGUACGUUCAAGAUGAGCCAAGCAGCCAGCUUCUCGAGAAGCGUGUGAACGGACGGAAUGCUCUGAUCGGAAAUAAUGCGAACGAGGGCCCUUCGUUCGUACCACAAACAAUAAUCUCUGAAGACGACUUCACAGCGUGGCUCCGCAACAACCUGCCCGAGUUCACCGAUUCCGACAUCGCAAAGGUUCUUCGCUACUACCCCAUCAGCGACGCCGCGACCACUUCUAACGCAGAUAAGUUCGCGACGAACGGCGUGACCGGACCCAGCGCGCUCGACCAAAGCUCAAUAGCAACCGGACAGCAACAGCGUGCCAACAACCUCUACGCCGAACUGACUUUCGUAUGCCCGUCAUACUGGAUGGCGGAAGCGUACACCGAUGGUGAUCGCACAUCAUACAAGUACCAGUUCAGUGCCCUCCCAGCCACCCACGGCGCUGAUGUGGGCGUAUACUUCGGACCAUUAGGCGGCAGGCCAGACGUAAGCACCGGCCUCCAACGCGCCUUCAUGAACAUUUGGGGCAACUUCAUCACUGAGGGCACCCCGUCGAUUUCUGCUUCCGUUGCAGCUGGCUCUUCUGGCUCGUCAAACGGAUCCGUAGCCACCAACGAUGCUACUCAAUGGCCAGCUUUCACGAUCGCUGAACCAUAUCAACUUGAUCUUAACCAGACGGGUGGUGAGUUAGCUUUGAUGGUCAGCUCACCGGUCAACCUGACUUAUCUGACUGAACCGGGGCUGAUGAAUAGCUUUACGCUGGUGAAUGCGUAUACGUGGGAGGCUGGGCGUGGUAUGAGGUGCGACUUCUGGAGGAGUGUUGCUGAUAUUAUUCCUGCAUAA